Marasmius oreades (fairy-ring Marasmius) is the source of this 2226-nucleotide messenger RNA. RefSeq lists its product as uncharacterized. The record is from RefSeq and is a predicted model, not a curated record. Lineage: Eukaryota; Fungi; Basidiomycota; Agaricomycetes; Agaricales; Marasmiaceae. The transcript has 9 exons. Gene Ontology annotation, cellular component: brush border membrane. Gene Ontology annotation, biological process: transmembrane transport. Gene Ontology annotation, molecular function: transmembrane transporter activity. The coding region runs from base 1 to 2226 and encodes 741 amino acids.
AUGAGUACGCCCAAGUCAAUUCGACGAGGGUCUAUUCCCCAUCGCUCUUUUGGUCAAGAGGAUUCAGCUCUGGAUGAUGCAAACACUACUCCUUCAAGAUUGCGCAGGACGCUGGGCAGGUUUUCAAGUGGGAUGCGUCGUCCAAGUUCGACGGCAAGGUUGAGGAACAGCGAAUUUUUAGAUGGCGCGAAACACGAAAGGCCACCGAUUCCAAGCGUCGUACAGCCCUCGGGAGAGGCAUAUGUAACACCAUUACCAGCCUUACCCAUGGUCGUACUAUCAAUCGCGAUGUUGGGCGAGUUCUUGUCGGCUAACGUUUCAGCACCUUUUCUCUUGUUCAUGGUUAAAGGCGAGCUUGCUUUAAAGCCUUGUUCCUCGGGUUUGGAAAGCUUACUGUCGACUUCAGGUUUUGGGAAGAUAACGGACGAAGCAGAGAUAGCCUUUUGGACGGGUAUCCUCGUCGCCACAUUCUUCCUCACACAAUUCCUCACGUCGUUACUCUGGGCCACGGUGGCAGAGAAGCACGGGCGGAGAUUAGUGUUGGUUGUCUCACUUCUCGGAAGCGCUCUGACUUGUGCCACUUUCGGAACAUCGACCAGUCUUCCACAAGCGAUAUGCAUUCGUCUACUUCAGGGAAUCUUUGCAGGUGCCGUGGGCGUGGCUCGUGGUUCUGUUUCUUUCAUUUCGGAUGCUACAAAUGAAGGUCGCGCCUACGCUAUCUUAGGAUUUUGUUGGGGUUUCGGAGGUGUAGCUGGCGCCAUCAUUGGAGGAUCAUUUGAACGCCCGGCGGACAAGUGGCCAAUGGUCUUCGAGCAAAUGCCUAUCUUUAAAGAGUUGCCCUAUCUGCUACCUUGUGGCUUGGCUGCUCUAGUCAUGCUCACUGGUUCCCUUCUCGCGUGUUUCUUGGGACCUGACGGCGGUCCACGAGAAGGAAGUAUUCGACUUCCCGCCGAAAAAUUCGACGUUCCCUCCACAAUCCCAGAAGAAGAAUCGGUACCUCCAACGCCCGUUUUCGAAUCUACUGAGCCGCAAUCUCUUACUGGUUCUAUCGGUCGACGACUGUCACAGAAGCUUUCUGGAUAUUUUGGGAAGGCACAGACUCCGCAAGGAGCUGCUGAAUACCCGAUUGUUCAGCCUGCAGUGCCUUUGUCCUCUAGCCCUCGAGCCGAUAGGAGAACAUUUUCGAGAGCAAGUACCAGCAGAUUCGGAGGGUCUGCAUACGGUUACGGCAGCUAUCGAAACCGUAUCGCGAGCAAUGCCACCGUUGCUAGUCGUCUGCGCCGAGGUAGUUUGGCCAGCAAUGCUGCCCACCGCAAUGCCGAUAGCCGCAGGGAAUCCAUGACGACUGAUUCUAGUGACCUCAAUUUUGCACAGAGGUUGUUGAUGGCGAACGAAAACGCAGUGACGAAUAUCGCCGAUCUGUGGGUCGCUGCGGCGAUGAACGUGGACAAUGAAGACCCGUUCGAGACGGACACUGAGGUGGAUGAUGAUGAUGAUGACUCCUUAGACUUGGGUGAAUUGAUUGAUACAAAUCCUGGAACUCUUGAUACACCUCGUCCAGAGGGCACGUUGCCUAUCGUUAUUGCCAAUCGUCCCCGACAGGAUUCGCGCAGCUCCGCCGCCCGGCAGAGUAUGAGUGGUUCGCCUUUAGCAACUCGUCAGUCCUUGAACAUUCCGAAACGCUAUGGCACUCCAUCCUCCCCUCGUAAACCGUCUGGUACAGGUGGUUCCCGACCUGUGGCCGGUUCCUACUCUCAGAAUGUAGCUGGUACACCUCCAGCUCUACGAAGAUACUCAUCGAAUGUUCCCGCUAUUUUCUCUCAUCCCGGCGUCAAGACCCCCGCGGCUGUUUUAGAUGCACAACAACUAUUAUUGCGUUCGGAAAUGGAUGUCAGUCACGUUACAGAAGGUGAUGAUAUGCUGGCACCUAUCCUGGAAUCAAGAAGGGCAUCGAGAAUUGAGCCUGACACGGACGAGGUCGUCGAAGAGAAAGCACCCACGCUGGUCUCGCAGCUUCCGAUUUUGGUCAUUCUUCAAUACGGAUGUCUGGCACUACAUAGCACUACUCACGAUCAAGUUUUCAUGUCGUACCUCGUUACGGAUUACGAUUCAGGAGGACUCAAUCUCAACGCUGGUCAUUUUGCUCAGCUGAUCGCAUUGAUGUGUCUUGCACAGAUUGCAUACCAGUUUUAUUUGUACCCGAAUCUUGGGUCUGUUCUCCUCUGA